CCGCCAGCUGGAGCCGCGCGGUGGGCACGGUCCCUUUAGGUGCUCGACCUGAGCGAACGGUUGGCUUGCCGACCGUCGCAAUGUCGCGGCAGAGCACCCUGUUCAGCUUCUUCUCCAAGUCUCCGGCGCUGAAUAAUGCCAAGAAGGCAGGGGCCUCUAGCGAAGGUCGCGGUGCCGCCGCCACUGGGGCCUCCCCUACCCUCGGCGAAGAUGCGUCCGGGAGCGAACCUGGGCCUGAGCCCGGGCCCCAGGCAGUCGAGUCGUCGCCGCCGGAAGCAAAGAAUCUCAAUGGAAGGCUGACGAACUCGGCUUCGCCGGCGGCGCCGGCCAGCAGUUCCUGUGACUUCUCACCAGGUGAUUUAGUUUGGGCCAAGAUGGAGGGAUAUCCCUGGUGGCCUUGCCUGGUUUAUAACCAUCCCUUUGAUGGAACAUUCAUCCGAGAGAAAGGGAAAUCAGCCCGUGUUCAUGUGCAGUUUUUUGAUGACAGCCCAACAAGGGGCUGGGUCAACAAAAGGCUAUUAAAGCCAUAUACAGGUUCAAAAUCACAGGAAGCCCAAAAGGGUGGUCAUUUUUAUAGUUCAAAGGCUGAAAUACUCAGAGCAAUGCAACGGGCAGAUGAAGCCUUAAAUAAAGACAAGAUUAAAAGACUUGAAAUGGCAGUGUGUGAUGAGCCCUCAGAGUCAGAAGAGGAAGCAACAGAGGUAGGUGCGACCUAUACAUCAGAUAACAGUGAAGAAAAGGACAGUGAAGGUGAAAUGCAGCCUCAGAAGCUGAGGAGAAGUAGCCGGCUAGUAAAAAAACUAAGGGUUAUAUCCGACUCCGAGAGUGGUGGUGAUUCUGAUGUGGAUUUCAAGCCCGAUGCUAAGGAGGAAGGUAGCAGUGAUGAAAUCAGUAGUGGAAUGGGGGAUAGCGAGAGUGAUGGUAUGAGCAGCCCUGUCAAAGUUGCUCCAAAGCGGAAAAGAAUGGUGACUGGAAGCAGUACAUUUAAAAAGAAAACUUCAAAGGAAACACCUGCAAAAGUUUUGAAGGAACCACCCACAAAGGUUUCGAAGGAAAUACCCGCAACCACCAAAUGCAUGACUGGAAUUUUGGGAAACAAGGUCAUAUUGAGUGGUUUUUCUGCCUCUCAUAAUUCUGAAUCCCAAGUCCGUGUUAGUGGAGGUGAUGACAGCAGCCCCCCUACUGUAUGGUAUCAUGAAACUUUAGAAUGGCUUAAGAAGGAAAAAAGAAGAGAUGCACGCAGGAGGUGGCCUGAUCACCCAGAUUUUGAUGCAUCCACCCUUUAUGUGCCUGAAGAUUUUCUUAACUCCUGUACUCCUGGGAUGAGGAAGUGGUGGGAGAUUAAGUCUCAAAAUUUUGAUCUUGUCAUCUUUUAUAAGGUGGGGAAGUUCUAUGAACUGUACCAUAUGGAUGCUGUAAUUGGAGUCAAUGACCUUGGGCUGGUGUUCAUGAAAGGCAGUUGGGCUCAUUCUGGUUUUCCUGAAAUAGCAUUUGGCCGAUACUCAGAUUCCUUGGUGCAAAAGGGCUAUAAAGUAGCAAGAGUGGAACAGACUGAAACUCCAGAAAUGAUGGAAGCAAGAUGCCGGAAGAUGGCACAUAUAUCUAAGUUUGAUAGGGUGGUAAGGAGGGAAAUUUGUAGGAUCAUUACCAAGGGUACACAGACUUACAGUGUCCUGGAAGGUGAUCCCUCUGAGAAGUACAGUAAAUAUCUUCUUAGUCUCAAAGAAAAAGAGGAAGAUUUUUCUGGCCACAAUCAUGUAUAUGGAGUAUGCUUUGUCGAUACUUCACUGGGAAAGUUUUUCAUAGGUCAGUUUUCAGAUGAUCGCCAUUGUUCUAGAUUUAGGACUCUAGUAGCACAUUAUCCUCCAGUACAAGUCUUGUUUGAAAAAGGAAAUCUUUCAACAGAAACUAAGACAAUUCUGAAGGGUUCAUUAUCAUCUUCUCUUCAGGAAGGUCUGGUACCUGGCUCCCAAUUUUGGGAUGCAACUAAAACUUUAAAAACACUCCUUGAAGAAGGAUAUUUUACUGAAAAGUUGAGUGAAGGCAAUGGAGUUGCAUUACCCCAGGUGCUUAAAGGUAUGACCUCAGAGUCAGAUUCCAUUGGAUUGACACCAGGAGAGAAAAGUGAACUAGCCCUCUCUGCUCUAGGUGGUUGUGUCUUCUACCUCAAAAAAUGCUGUAUUGAUCAGGAACUUUUAUCCAUGGCAAAUUUUGAAGAGUAUAUUCCUUUGGAUUCUGACAUGGUCAGUACUACAAAACCUGGUGCUCUCUUUACUAAAGCCAAUCAACGUAUGGUGCUAGAUGCAGUGACAUUAAGCAACUUGGAGAUUUUCCUGAAUGGGACAAAUGGUUCUACUGAAGGGACCCUGAUAGAAAGGAUUGAUACCUGCUAUACUCUCUUUGGAAAGCGGCUUCUCCGACAAUGGCUUUGUGCCCCGCUCUGUAGUCCCUCUGCCAUCAAUGAUCGCUUAGAUGCCAUAGAAGACCUCAUGGUACUACCUGACAAAAUCUCCGAGGUUGCAGACCUUCUAAAAAAGCUUCCAGAUCUUGAGAGGCUCCUGAGUAAAAUUCAUAAUGUUGGAUUUCCCUUAAAGAACCAUAACCACCCAGACAGCAGGGCUAUCAUGUAUGAAGAAACCACAUAUAGUAAAAAGAAGAUAAUUGAUUUUCUUUCUGCUCUAGAAGGAUUCAAAAUAAUGUGUAAAAUUAUAGAGAUUAUGGGAGAAGUCACUGAAAGUCUUAAGUCCAAAAUCCUUAAGCAGAUUGUGACUCUACAGACAAAAGAUCCUGUAGGCCGCUUUCCUGACUUGACUGCCGAACUGAACCGAUGGGAUACGGCCUUUGACCAUGAAAAGGCUCGAAAGACUGGAUUGAUCAUUCCCAAAGCAGGAUUUGACACUGAUUAUGACCAAGCACUCGCUGACAUAAGAGAAAAUGAACAAAGCCUCCUGGAGUACUUAGAGAAACAGCGCACUCGACUUGGCUGUAGGAAUAUUGUCUAUUGGGGGAUCGGUAGGAACCGUUACCAGUUGGAAAUCCCUGAGAACUUCACCACCCGUAAUCUGCCAGAAGAAUAUGAAUUGAAAUCUACCAAGAAAGGUUGUAAACGAUACUGGACAAAAACUAUUGAGAAAAAGUUGGCUAAUCUGAUAAAUGCUGAAGAACGUAGAGACACAUCGCUAAAGGACUGUAUGCGGCGACUAUUCUAUAACUUUGAUAAAAAUUACAAGGACUGGCAGUCUGCUGUAGAAUGCAUUGCUGUGUUGGAUGUUUUACUGUGCCUAGCUAACUAUAGCCAAGGGGGUGAUGGUCCUAUGUGUCGCCCAGUAAUUCUGUUACCAGGAGAAGACACUCUCCCAUUCUUAGAGUUUAAAGGAUCACGACAUCCCUGCAUUACAAAGACAUUUUUUGGAGAUGAUUUUAUUCCUAAUGACAUUCUAAUAGGCUGUGAGGACGAGGAGGAAAAUAGCAAAGCUUUUUGUGUGCUUGUUACUGGACCGAAUAUGGGAGGCAAAUCCACACUUAUAAGACAGGCUGGUCUACUAGCUGUACUGGCCCAGUUGGGUUGUUUUGUACCUGCUGAAGUUUGUAGGCUCACUCCAGUUGAUCGAGUGUUUACUAGACUUGGUGCCUCAGAUAGAAUAAUGUCAGGUGAAAGCACAUUUUUUGUUGAAUUGAGUGAAACAGCCAGCAUUCUUAGGCAUGCAACAGCACAUUCUCUAGUGCUUGUGGAUGAAUUAGGAAGAGGUACUGCAACAUUUGAUGGGACAGCAAUAGCAAAUGCAGUUGUUAAAGAACUUGCUGAGACCAUAAAGUGUCGUACAUUGUUUUCUACCCAUUAUCAUUCAUUAGUAGAAGAUUAUUCUAAAAAUAUUUCUGUGCGCUUAGGACAUAUGGCAUGCAUGGUAGAAAACGAAUGUGAAGAUCCCAGCCAGGAGACAAUUACUUUCCUGUAUAAGUUCAUUAAGGGAGCUUGUCCUAAGAGCUAUGGCUUUAAUGCAGCAAGGCUUGCAAAUCUUCCAGAGGAAGUUAUUCAAAAGGGACAUAGAAAAGCAAGAGAAUUUGAGAAGAUGAAUCAGUCACUACGGUUAUUUCGGGAAGUUUGCCUGGUUAGUGAAAGGUCAACUGUAGAUGCUGAAGCUGUCCAUAAGUUGCUGACUUUGAUUAAGGAAUUAUAGACUAACUACAUUGGAAGCUUGGAAUUGACUUUUGACGAAGGUGGUAAAUUCAGACAACAUUAUGAUCUAAUAAACUUUAUUUUUUAAAAAUGA
Perognathus longimembris pacificus (Pacific pocket mouse) is the source of this 4271-nucleotide messenger RNA. It is a transcript of the gene Msh6, whose product is annotated as mutS homolog 6. The record is from RefSeq and is a predicted model, not a curated record. Gene Ontology annotation, cellular component: MutSalpha complex; nucleus. Gene Ontology annotation, biological process: mismatch repair. Gene Ontology annotation, molecular function: ATP-dependent DNA damage sensor activity; mismatched DNA binding; ATP binding. The transcript is spliced from 10 exons. NCBI's taxonomy places the organism in Eukaryota, Metazoa, Chordata, Mammalia, Rodentia, Heteromyidae. The coding region runs from base 81 to 4178 and encodes 1365 amino acids.